UGAUACCAUUCUCCAAUAUUGGAGCGUCAAGUAACUCCCAGACAAGGCCCUCAGGUGCUCAACCCGAACCACGACGACUAUGCGAAACAUUCUCAAACUGAGGGAGAGACCAGGUGAGGAGGUUCCGCAAGAAGUGUACGGAUGGAGGCCCUACGCUCUCGCAUUUUCCGCAUCAUGGGCAUCUGCGAUGUAUGGAUAUGAUUCCGCCUUCAUUGGCGGCACUCUCAACCUGCCCUCGUUCCAGAGAACAUUCGGCCUUGCAGACGCCAGUAAGCGAGCAAAGGCAGACUUAUCCUCGAAUAUUGUUUCCACUUUCCAGGGCGGCGCAUUCUUCGGUUGCGCCGCUGGGUUCUUCAUGGCCGAGCGCUUCGGUCGUAAAGCUACCAUCAUGGCAUCCGCCGUCAUCUUCACGGUUGGGGCUAUAUUGCAAAUGAUAGGUCGCCUGGAUCUACUUUACGCGGGUCGAGUGUUCACGGGAUGGGGCGUUGGAGCCAGUGCAAUGAUUCUACCCAUCUACGUGUCAGAAUGCUCUCCUGCAUUGAUUCGUGGGCGAUUGGUGGGGGUGUUUGAGAUCAUGCUUCAGGUCGCACUUGUGUUCGGAUUCUGGGUCAAUUAUGGCGUGAACAAGAACAUCCCCGCGACGACAUCAAAGCAGUGGCACAUACCGGUUGCAGUGCAAUUCAUCCCGGCUGGAUUGCUAGUCUUGACCAUGAUACCCAUGAUAGAGAGUCCUCGAUGGCUCAUGUCGAAGGGUAGAAAGCAGGAGGCAGCCAAAGCUCUGUCAUGGGUAAGGCACUUGCCAGAAGACCACCCCUGGAUCAUACAUGAGCUUUCAGUGGUUGAAAAUGCAAUAGAAUCCGAAGUGGCUGGUUCCCCGCGCACAUGGAAACAAAUAGGACGAGAGUUGUUUUCAGCCGGUGUGAGAGGGCGUAUCAUUAUCUCGUUCAUGAUGAUGAUAUUCCAGAACUUCACUGGUAUCAACGCAAUCAACUACUACUCUCCAACGAUAUUUACUUCCAUUGGUUUCACCGGAACUUCCAAUGGCCUCCUUGCAACGGGUAUCUUUGGCAUCGUCAAGAUGGUGGCUACCAUGCUAUAUGCUGGUUUCCUUGUCGACAAGGUAGGCCGUCGUAACCUGUUGCUGAUCGGUGGCGCGGGAGCAGGCAUCAGCAUGUUCUACCUAGCCGGUUAUUCCCAAAUAUCGGGCUCGUUUGAGCGCACGCCGCCGCUCGACUCUGGUGCCCGCGCAGCCGUCGCCAUGGUGUACAUUUAUGCCCUCUUCUACGGCCUCAGCUGGAAUGGAAUACCCUGGUUAUUCUGCUCGGAGGUCCUACCCACGCGCGUUCGGACUGCUGGUAUGGCAUUCUGCGUGUGUAUACAGUGGCUGACACAAUUCGUCGUUGUGUACUCUUUACCACAUAUGGUCAUUGGCAUCAAACAUGGUACAUUUCUCUUCUUCGGAGCAUGCACAGUGCUUGCGAUUGGUUUCGCUUGGUUGUUUGUGCCAGAGACGAAGGGUGUUCAGCUCGAGGAUAUGGAUCUAUUGUUCGGGCGUGACGUCUCGAUCGUUGCCACGAAGGCGAGGCAAAAUUAUGAAGAUGUCCGGAAUGCGCGAGUGGUUGUAGCGGAGGAGAAGGGCAGUGUGGUGUAUGAGGAGAAAGUCUAA
Aaosphaeria arxii CBS 175.79 is the source of this 1666-nucleotide messenger RNA. Its product is annotated as general substrate transporter. The coding region runs from base 80 to 1666 and encodes 528 amino acids. The record is from RefSeq and is a predicted model, not a curated record. Gene Ontology annotation, molecular function: carbohydrate:proton symporter activity. The transcript has 3 exons. Gene Ontology annotation, cellular component: membrane. Lineage: Eukaryota; Fungi; Ascomycota; Dothideomycetes; Pleosporales. Gene Ontology annotation, biological process: transmembrane transport; carbohydrate transport.